Cucurbita pepo subsp. pepo (vegetable marrow) is the source of this 754-nucleotide messenger RNA. The record is from RefSeq and is a predicted model, not a curated record. NCBI's taxonomy places the organism in Eukaryota, Viridiplantae, Streptophyta, Magnoliopsida, Cucurbitales, Cucurbitaceae.
AUGUCAAAGGAAUCUAAUCCAUCCUCAUGUUUCUUGCAGUACUACUUUGACCCAGUUUCAGGUCGUCGAUUCCGGUCUAAGAUUGAGGUUCUUUACUUUCUGGAAACAGGAACAUUAAGGAAACGUAAGAAAUCGUUAGAUGGUAAUGGGAUGUCUGCUGACGGCCCCGAAGAACCCAAGAACAAAAAAUCUUCCAACAAUGCUAAAUCUGCUCCUUUAAACUUUGAUUUCUUCAAUGUGCCUGAAAAGGUUGAGUGGGUUCUCACAGACCCUUCUCAGGAGGCUUGGACGCCGUUCAUCAACAACGAGAAAGUACCCCAAUCUACUAAACGCGAAUGGGUAGCAGCAUUUAAACUCCUCAGCCGAUCAAAAGCUUGAGGUUUGAAGGCAAUUUCAUCCCUUUUGGACACUGUUUGGGAUACCCAUUCAGGUCAGAACCGUCCUCCCUCCCUCUAAUGGCUUCCUAUCUCCAAUUCUUUUGGUCUUUUUUUUGGAUGGAGCAGGUGAGGUUGAGGGGGAAGUGUUGUCAAAACCAGAUUUGGUUAGAAAAAAAACAUGAAUCUAUCGAACUGACUAUGUCUUGGACUGUGAAGAAGUGAUCAAUUUGUGUAGACGAGGGGCGGCUGAGUUCAUUAUGAAUCAAAUGUAUUUGAACGAGGAGCUAUUUCAUUUUGGUUCUUAUGGUAUUGCUCUUCAUUUUGAUAUAGAUCUGGAUUUGUUUUAUGAUUCAAUGUUCAUAAUUUUGUGGUGAUAA